UCAAUAAGUGUGUAGCGCUCUGUUUUUCUAAGCGGAAACUUUUCAGACCCACCUACUCUUACGUCAGACGCACUUUCCCUAAGAAAUGCCGAAAAACUCAACUGUGUCAAUGUUUGCAAAGCUGAAUUGGAAGUCAGACAGUCCCUUAACUACUAUUUAUGAAAAACAGAACAGUUAAAAAUGGAACUCAGAGCUGUGAAAAUGUUUCGGAUUGCUAUUGUCUUUUCGGUACUCUGCAUUAUCUCAGUUAGUGGAGAUUACUUCUCGGCAAUUAGUGAACUCGAGAAACUGCUGGACGUGGAGACCUUGAUGAUAGAAAAAUUCGAAGCAUACCUUCAAAGGGCUCAGGAGGAACAGGAUAAUAUCAGGAGAUUUUUGGACCACAUAGACGAGGUGCAACAUGAUCGUGGGGAUCUCGAGGAUUUCUUCGGCAAUCCCCUUAAUUCUUUCAUAACCAUAAGGCGCCUCGUCCACGACUGGAAGUUCAAUGUUUUUGAUCCCGUCUUCGAAACUAGUAAUUUUGAAACCUACAAGAGCUCACUUAGCGAGUCUCUGGUGAAGAUCAAGGGAUACAAGGGGCCCAGCCAAGAGGAUCUGCAAGGUGCCAUUCGCGCCCUUCUGCGGCUGCAGAAGACCUACCAACUGCCCACGGAUCAGUUGGCCAAGGGAGUUCUUCCCAUGGAGGAAAAUCAGCUGAAUAUCUCUUUGAGUGCCAGUGACUGCUUUGAGGUGGGUAAGGAUCUCUGCCAGAUCAAGGAGUACUCCUAUGCCUCCGAAUGGCUUCUGGAGGCCACGAAAAAAAAGCAUGGGAAACCCGAGGGUUUAAUCUCGCCUAAUGUGACUGAAGUCGAGAUUUUGGAGCACCUGUCACCUGCCUUUAAUGGCUUGGGCAACCUUAAGCUGGCACACAAACUCAACAACGAAAUACUGGACUGGGAGCCCGAUCAUGAAGAGGCUCUGAAUAACCAGAUAUUGUUUGAAAGUCAAUUGGCAAAAGAACGAGUACUUGCCAGAAAGCAAGAGGAUUUGAACCAGUUGUCGGAAAAGGAAAAAAAGGAAAGCUUCCAGCUUUAUCAACGCGUUUGCCGAGGAGAGCUCCGUCAGUCUCCUCGAGAGCUGAGGAGCCUCAAGUGCUGGCUAAGCCACCAGGGAUCCCCUUACCAUGUUAUUUCACCUUUUAAAAUGGAACAACUAAAGCUGGAUCCCUAUGUGGCCUUUGUUCAUGAAAUGCUGUCAGAGAGUGAGACGCAAAUGUUCAAGGACCUUGGCAAGGGCCGCAUGGAGCGAUCCAAAAUAGGUCAGGGCAAGAGCUCCACCACAACCGACAUCCGAACGAGCCAAACCCACUGGCUGUGGCCUGCACAGAACCAGGGGCUUGCCAAGAUCAUGAAGCGACUGGAGGACUUCACCGGCUUGAGUUCAGAAAGUGCAGAGCCCUUCCAGCUGAUCAACUACGGACUCGGUGGACAAUAUGAGCCCCAUUACGACUUUAUGAACGACGAUGGCUAUGGUGUCUAUGGUUGGAAGGGUAAUCGCCUCUUUACCUCCAUAUUCUAUCUGAAUGAUGUUGCUCUGGGAGGUGGCACGGCUUUCCCCUUCCUCAAACUGGUGGUUCCCCCUGUGAAGGGCAGUCUCCUGAUCUGGUACAAUCUGCAUAGAUCCACUUACAAGGACUACCGAGCAAAGCACGCGGGUUGUCCCGUUCUCAAGGGAUCCAAGUGGAUCUGUAUUGAACAGUUCCAUGUGGGUGGUCAGGAAUUCAAGAGACCCUGUGGACUCGAAAGCGAUGAGGGAAAGUUCAUCGACUUGAUUGACAAAUAAGGCCCACAAAUAAUAAAGCAAUCAUAAUAUAAUAAUUUCAAAAUAAACACCUUUUAUAAUACAUGCCUCCAUGAAGAGGUAAACACUUUUA
Messenger RNA from Drosophila biarmipes, 1912 nucleotides. RefSeq names its product prolyl 4-hydroxylase subunit alpha-1-like. Gene Ontology annotation, biological process: peptidyl-proline hydroxylation to 4-hydroxy-L-proline. Lineage: Eukaryota; Metazoa; Arthropoda; Insecta; Diptera; Drosophilidae. The record is from RefSeq and is a predicted model, not a curated record. Bases 181 to 1821 code for a protein of 546 amino acids. Gene Ontology annotation, molecular function: protein binding; L-ascorbic acid binding; iron ion binding. Gene Ontology annotation, cellular component: endoplasmic reticulum. The transcript has 6 exons.